Carica papaya (papaya) is the source of this 3196-nucleotide messenger RNA. Lineage: Eukaryota; Viridiplantae; Streptophyta; Magnoliopsida; Brassicales; Caricaceae. The record is from RefSeq and is a predicted model, not a curated record.
CGAAGAACAUACGAUAUAUCCCUGGAAUUGAAGUUUCUAGUAUCCUAGCCGAAGGGGAUUUGCUUGCUUGCCGCUCUGAUUUCAUGUACCUUCUUUCAAGGUCUACUCAUCAGUAGAGUUGUAAAACAUAAUGCUGACAGGAAGAGAGAGCUUGAUCAGAUUGAUUGGCAGACGCAGAAGAUUCCUCCCUAAUCGCAAAUCUCUUCUCUCUAGACCUCUCCAGAGUUCCCUGAAUUUCUGCAUUGAUAAGAAUGGAAAAAUCAAUUCAACUGAGAGUGUUGCAAAAUCAUCUGAGGAUAAAAUGAGUCCCUCUGGAGCUGUAGAAAAUGAAAAAGGCGUUGCUGAUGAGAUGUUGUCUUCUGAUUGGGUAAACUGUCCUGUUUGCGGGAAAAAAUUCCAAGGAGGGGAUUAUAUGAUCAAUUCACAUCUGGAUUCAUGUCUGUCAAGAGGAACCAAACGAAAAUUGACGCAGCGCACCCUACUGCAGUUGAAUUUUUGCUCAAGAUCAAAAGUUCAACUUCUUUCUAAUGGAUCAGAGCGACUGGCGAUGAAUGCAAUUCAUACAGGUCCUGGGCAUUCACUUGCAAAGAAAGCUACUCAUAGAUUCCCCAACCUUGUUGUGGCCGAAGAAAAUGAUCACAAGGCAUGCGGACAGCUGUUGAACUUGGGGUCCGUUGAACAAAGUCACAGCGAUUGUUUGGCUGAAAAUCCUAUUAGUGAUUCAACUAUUCACUGCAAGGUUGACAGACUAUUUUCCCCAAAUAGCGAGGUGCCUGAAUGUUGUACAGAUACAACAUCGGCUGAAAUAUCUGCAGUGACUCUUCAAACUUUUAUUGUUGGUCGUAGGUUCAGUGAUGAAAGGAUGCUAAGUUUUGGGAUGAGCAUCUUUCUUCUUAGAGAUCCUGCUAACAUUAAGGACCGGAAUGCUAUCAAGGUUCUCUCUGCAGAUUCUGGUGUCAGCAAAGUGCUUGGUUAUCUUCCUCGAGAGUUAGCUCAAUACUUGUCUCCAUUAAUUGAGAAGUAUUGCUUGAACUUUGAGGGACGAGUGGCUGCUCUUCCAAAAUAUUAUCCUGAAGUUGUUCCCAUUGAUAUUACGUGUAACAAGAUGACAUCCAAUGAUGACAAAGAAUACAAGGAUUUUGGAGAUUUUAAAGUUUUGUGGGAAAAAGUCCUUCAGGUUGUUGAAUCUCAGAGGAAACAUCCGCCCACUAUGAUGAAGUAUCAGCAAAAUUUUAACCUGGUGAUAAACGAGGUCCUAGGGAACAAUUCUCAUCUUUUCACGGUUGAUGAAAAAGAUUUUUUGGAAUCACUCACCUCAGCCUCGGAGGAUAGCCAGAGGCUAUUUAUUCGGCUUUACACACGGAAAGGUGCUUCAUUUGCCAAUUUCAUUUGUUUUUAUGUUUUGGUUUUUUCAUGUUAUUUUCCUUGUAAUAUGAUCCCAUUAUUAUGGCAGAUAGCCAAGCUAAUAAAUAUUCCAUGGAAUGUUACCUCUUCUAAGAGGUCCUUUGAUGUCUUAGAAGUGUUGCAAGUCUGGAAGAAAAAAAAAAGUUUUCUGUCUUCAUCAACUUGGUUUCCAAUGUGCAGUCCGCUCCUCCCAAGCUUGAUUUCAGAUAAAACAGGGUUUUGUGUUAGGAUAUCUUCACAAGCUGAAUCCCUUGUCUGGCGUGCUGAGAGGCUUUUCUUUCUGAAUGGGGAGCAGGAUCUGUCAUCUUUUGUAUUGGUGAAUAUGGGGAUCGUCAAGUAUCCAUCUUACAAGUGCAUAAUCACAGAGCGAAUCUUCUCCUGUCAAGUGGAGCUGCUUGCUUAUGAAGAGGCUAUUGAAGUUGCACAAAUAAUGGAUCAAUCUCUUGAUAAAAACGAGAUUGAUAUGGUGUUGAGAUGCAUCACGAUAGCUGACUCCCAUAUUUCCAGCUCUUAUACAAAAGAAUUUAAAUCCAGAACAUCUAAAUCAGUUGCUGCAUUCAGUUCACGGUUUACUGCAUCAUGGGUUUACUCAAAGGUGGCUCUAUUAGGAAUUUCCUUCCUUGAGCGUGAGCGCAGGUACAAUGAUGCAGUUUAUCUACUCAGGCUCUUACUUGAUUGUCUCAAUUGUGAUGGAAGAAGAGGAUAUUGGAUAUUAAGAUUGUCUGUUGAUUUGGAGCACAUGGACCUGCCCAAUGAGAGCCUGUCAGUUGCAGAAAAUGGAUUAUUAGAUCCAUGGGUACGUGCUGGUUCAAGAAUGGCACUGCAAAGGCGAAUUCUUCGCUUAGGAAAACCUCCAAGACGUUGGAAAACUCCAAGUUUUUCAGAUUAUAUCAAGAGAAAAAUCCCAGAGGUUCAUAUUCAAGGGAGACCUUUGAAUUGCGAAACUGGUACAAAGAGCAGGUUUUAUGGAGAUGAUGGGGAACAAUGCGGUGUAGAGCAGCUCGCAUUGCAGUAUUAUGCUGGGGAAGGUGGAGGGUGGCAGGGUGUUCAUUCUGAAAGUGGCAUUUGGUUGACUAUCUUCGGACUUCUUAUGUGGGAUAUUUUAUUUUCUGACGUGCCAAAUGUUUUCCGCACCAAAUUUCAGACUGCUCCCCUGGAUUUGGAGACCGAUGGCUUUUAUUUAACAAGGGAGAGUCUUAUAGAGUCUCACCUUAAGAAAAUCAAUGAUGGUAUGGCUGAAGAGAUGCUCAUCACAUCAUGGGAAUUGCAUUUGGGGACAAAUUGUAGAGGAGUUCAUUGGGAAAGGCAUUCUCUCUCUGAACUCCGGGCAGCUGUCACGUGCAUUGGAGGUCCUUGUUUAUCCUCACUCUGCCGACAUCUUGCUCAAGAUUACAAGAGCUGGUCCAGUGGAAUGCCAGAUUUAUUGCUAUGGCGCUUCCACGGAGACUACAGAGGUGAAGCAAAGCUUGUUGAAGUUAAAGGUCCAAGGGAUCGACUCUCUGAACAACAACGAGCAUGGCUAUUGCUUCUAAUGGAUUGUGGGUUCAAUACAGAGGUCUGUAAAGUAAGCCCUUUGCCGCUAUCUACAUGAGAGACAUUUGCAUUUGUAUUGAUGACUUUCUCGAAUGCAUUUACCUUAGCAAUCUCUUCAACAAUAAGAUGAAAGAAGGGAACCCAUAUGAGGCAAUGAGCUUAGCCACAUAGUUAAGCACUUGUCUCUCAGUUAUGAGGGGUCUCGUUUCUAGUUCCUGCAUGUGCUGCUACAAAGUGUCAGAGGGGAAAAAGCAAAAAA